AUAUGCCCUAAACUAUCUAAUUUUAAAACCAGUGCAUAUUCAAAGUAUUACGAUAGAAAAAUAUAUAUUUCAUACUCAAUUAAUACAACUCUAAUUACUACGACACUUUGAAAAAUGCGAUAGAAUAGGCGAUCUAGGGUUUCACGCUCUUGAUGCCUUCUCACCGAUGGGAUCCAGGAAUUGACGGCGGGGUUGUGUUAGGAAAGAGGAAUCAUAAAGGGCGGAGUAAAGGAAUUUCAUUCAGGGGAUCUUCUUCAAAUCUCCGAUGUUGUGGAUCGGGUACAGGAAAUUGGUUUAAACGGAUUUUUUGGAAAUCAAGGACAUCUGCGAAAUGGAUCUCGAUAUUGGCAAUUAUACCGGUGAAUUCGCAUGAUUACUCAGGGACUGGGGGCUUGGAGUGGUUAACAGGGAAAUGGGUUCUAUGGUUGGUCUCAUUAAACCAACCACAGAAAACAGAGUUAAUCAUAGAAACGGACCUUAAGGAGAAUCACAUUUUGGCUGGAGCUGAUGUAAGGAGGCUUAUCUGGCACGUCGAGGAGUUCGGCGUUUUUUCUAGAAUUGCAUCACUGCUGCUCGUUUUUCUUAAAAAUACAAAUUCAAGGAGCCAAGGAUCUUUGGAAGGGAUAUGUGGCGUGGAAAGGAGAGAGAGCUCACGUUUUUUUAUUCUAGUUUUGUUAGCAAAUGACCGUGUUGGUGAUAUUGGGUUGAGUAUGUUUAUGUUUUCGGGGUAUUGGAGUUAUAAAGAAGACACUUUCAUUUUUCUUGUGUAUAUGUUACCGUUUUAUAUAGAUUGGGGCAAGGAGAUGGAUGUAUUUUUCAGGGUCUUUGUUGGGAUAUGGGAAUCUUUGGAUUGGAGGGUACGUAACAUAUACGUAAGGAAUGGAAUCUUCUCGCCCAUGUUGAUAGCUCAGAGGGAGGAGUUUUCUUUUCUAUUACAAGUAGUUAUAUUUUCUGCAUUCUACGUGAAAAAAGAAAAUGGCAAAUAUGGGAGUUUAAGGCCUCAAACAAAGAACAAUAGGAGGUUCAUGGAAAUAGGGUAUCUUUACACCCGUUAA
Messenger RNA from Brassica oleracea var. oleracea, 1055 nucleotides. RefSeq lists its product as uncharacterized. Lineage: Eukaryota; Viridiplantae; Streptophyta; Magnoliopsida; Brassicales; Brassicaceae. The transcript is spliced from 2 exons. Bases 153 to 1055 code for a protein of 300 amino acids. The record is from RefSeq and is a predicted model, not a curated record.